AAAGCAUCUAUACCAAUGGAAGGCCUGACCACAUCCAGGAGAGAUUAUGGGCUUCACAAAAUGUUACCGGUGAAUUUCCACCAGCAUGACCCAUAUGUUCGGAGUGAAGAGACUAUGGAUUUACUCACAACGUAUAAACACGAUUUUAACUACCUCCCUACCUGUCCAGUUGGCCUCAUCAAACCUCGGGACAGUAAAUUUCCGAAUGGUGACAAGAUAAUACAGUAUCUGCCUACCUACAAAGUUGAUUAUUUACCCUGGAACCAACCAAGACGGGAGCUUCUUCGUCCGCCACACAAAUACCGGCCAGAGUCUGCCAAGUUUGAAAACAGAACCACACAUCAGGAUGACUAUACCAUGAAAGGCCUUGUGACUACUGUGAGCUGUAAGCCCCCAGACAAGCCAAAGCUUUACAACAUCCCCUUGGAAGAUUUGACUAACUACAAGAUGAGUUAUGUGCCCCACCCCGUGGAGAAGCGCUUUGUUAAAGAGGCAGAGAAAUUUAUACCCUGUGAUAUCCCCUUUGAGAACCGGACCACCCACAAAGAGUCCUUCAGAGGCCUGCUAGGGGAGCCUGCCAAGAGCACAAAACCUCCAGCCAAGUUCCCUGUACAUGAUGCACCUUUCGGGAACAUCACUGAGGUUCAGGAGAAAUUCCAAGCUUGGCCAACGCCCCAGAGAGUUCCCAAAGCUCCCGUCGAGUAUGUCCCUCCUGAGGAGAAGAUGGAUCUUCUGACAACUGUGCAGACCCACUACAAACACCUCAAGGGUAGUCCUGCUAUAACUUGCCGACCCGUGCCUUCUGUUAAGAAGAGCGGCCGCUUUGAAAGCUCCACCACCUCCAAGGAUGACUUCAAGCAGUGGGCAGCCGUGAACACAAAGCCCAUCAGACCCGUUCCCCACCUGAACUUGCCUGUUGAGCCUUUGGACUGCCAGACCACCACUAAGACGUGCUAUGUGGCUCAUCCGCCUAUCAUUACUGAAAACUACAAGCCCGCCUGGAUUGGCCCUCGAAGAAACAUCCCUGUAGAGGGUCAGACUACUUACUCCAUUAGCUUUACCCCCAAGGAUCUGGGCAAGUGCCCAGCAUCAUACAUGGAGCCCCCGGGCUAUAUCUUUGAGGAAGUGGAUGCUAUGGGGCACAAGAUAUAUAGGUCAAUUUCUCAGACAGGUUCUAGGCAGAACAGCUCUAUUUCCAUACACGAUGCAGAGAAGCCUGGUCAGAAGGAACUAGAAAUGUCAGCUUGA
Apodemus sylvaticus (European woodmouse) is the source of this 1248-nucleotide messenger RNA. It is a transcript of the gene Saxo1, whose product is annotated as stabilizer of axonemal microtubules 1. Gene Ontology annotation, molecular function: microtubule binding. Gene Ontology annotation, biological process: microtubule anchoring. Gene Ontology annotation, cellular component: ciliary basal body; axonemal microtubule; centriole. The transcript is spliced from 3 exons. The record is from RefSeq and is a predicted model, not a curated record. Lineage: Eukaryota; Metazoa; Chordata; Mammalia; Rodentia; Muridae. The coding region runs from base 16 to 1248 and encodes 410 amino acids.